Messenger RNA from Cylas formicarius (sweet potato weevil), 971 nucleotides. It is a transcript of the gene Cpap3-e, whose product is annotated as protein obstructor-E-like. The record is from RefSeq and is a predicted model, not a curated record. The transcript is spliced from 5 exons. NCBI's taxonomy places the organism in Eukaryota, Metazoa, Arthropoda, Insecta, Coleoptera, Brentidae. Gene Ontology annotation, cellular component: extracellular region. Bases 112 to 915 code for a protein of 267 amino acids. Gene Ontology annotation, molecular function: chitin binding.
ACGUACAGUAGAAAAAAGUCCUUGACUGAGAUAAACGGUGGAUCUGCGCUGGUGACCAGAGAUGCGUCUUCAUUUCGCCGUCGGGGUUCACAGAAAACGCUAACGAACAACAUGAAAAAUCUAAGAGUGUUAAUUUUUGUAACUACGUUGUGCGCAAGCGUUCUUUGCCAGUUUAACAGCAGGUAUAGUAAUCGUCAGCAGGAACCGAACUUCGUCAGGGACGUACCUCAGGUGACCGGUGGUUCCUUUGGAAGUUGUCUCGAGCCUAAUGGUACCUUCCCCACGAGCAUGUGCGACGGUUACAUUCAAUGUGUCAACGGGAUCGCCGAGGAAAAAAUUUGCCCAGAUGGUCUAUUGUUUAAUCCUUCAACUGGGCCUCACGCCUUCCCGUGUCAAUACCCCAUUGACGUAGACUGCACAGGCAGGGAACAAACUCAACCCGCCCAAGCAACUGACGAAUGCCCUCACCAAUUCGGCUACUUCAGAAUAGGUGAUGCUCAAAACUGCGGCCAGUUCAAGAACUGCGUUGACGGCCGGGGUUUUAUUUUCGACUGCCCAGAAGGUUUGGCUUUCAACGGGGAUACCUAUAGGUGUGACUGGCCCGACCAAGUGCCGUCAUGUGACGCUGAAGCGUAUUUGGGCUUCUCCUGCCCUCCCGACGCGAGAGCGUUCGGUUUUGGGCAGGAAGAGUACCGGUACUUCAGGUCGCCGAGUGAUUGUCAGCGGUAUUUCGUCUGCAUCGAGGGAAAACCGCGCCUAUAUAACUGUGGCAACGGGAAGGCUUUCAAUGAUUUAAGCAAUCAGUGUGACGAUGUUGAGAACGUCACUGGAUGCGCGAUACCGCAGUACCAGGACCGCAGUACCGGACCCGUCAAAUUGACGUCUUUUAACGAUAAUAGAUAUAAUAGGUUCUAAUUUAGUUUGAAUGAAAUAAAGCAUAAGUUAUAAAACAUUAGGCCGAUUCCUUAUUG